Messenger RNA from Pyricularia pennisetigena, 249 nucleotides. RefSeq lists its product as uncharacterized. Bases 1 to 249 code for a protein of 82 amino acids. The record is from RefSeq and is a predicted model, not a curated record. The transcript has a single exon. Lineage: Eukaryota; Fungi; Ascomycota; Sordariomycetes; Magnaporthales; Pyriculariaceae.
AUGGCCAUGCUGAAGGCCAUGCUCGCCGAAGCUGGCCUUCAUGAAGCCGACGACCAAACCGAUAGCGGAGCCGAUUUCUUCUCUCGCGUCUGCCCGCACAGGCUGUCGCAACCGCCAAAGAUGAACGAGUUUGAUGCGGUACAUCCCCCGGCAGACAUGGGCCAGCUUGCCGAUGGUGAUGAGCAACGUGCGCUCAUCGAGGGCUGGCGUGCUGAAGAUGGAUGGGAACUGCGCAGGCCAUUUUCUUAA